AUGCGUUCUAGCGUCCUUACUCCAUUGGCUGUCGCAGGUUGGGUCCUGACGUCGGCCGUGUCAAUUGUCUCAGGGGGUCCUACUUCGCCGUUCGAUCUCUUCCCUAGAACCCCUGCAGCAGGCAUCGACGUAAAGACGCUGGCGCCGAAGCUGUCCGCCAAUGCCAAGAUCUACCUUCCAGGCACGAAGGAGUUUGCUACAUACACGACACGGUGGUCCAACCUAGAAGCUCCGACGCCGAACAUCGUAGUCGCCCCAGGAACUGAGAAGGAUGUUCAAAAAAUCGUCAAGUUUGCAAAUGAGCAUGACAUUCCUUUCCUCGCCUACAACGGCCAUCAUGGAACCCUUACAACCUUGGGCAAGAUGGACUAUGGUAUCGAGAUUUACAUGCCUCAAUUGAAUUUCAUCUCCAUCGCCAAGGACGGAAAGUCGGUGACUGUAGGUGGGGGCGUCAAUUCAAAGAACAUGAUCGAUGCUCUUUGGACUGCCGGGAAGCAGACUGUCACUGGGGCAUGCGAAUGCGUCAGCUACUUGGGUCCGGCUCUCGGCGGCGGUCACGGAUGGCUUCAGGGUCGCCAUGGACUAAUCACUGAUCAGAUUGAGUCCAUGAACGUGGUACUCGCGAAUGGAGAGUUGAAGACGAUCAACAGCAAGUCAGACUUGUGGUGGGGUAUGCAAGGCGCUGGCCACAAUUUCGGGAUUGUCACGUCUGCCACUACCAAAGUCUACAACAUCGAGCAUUCAGACUGGGCAAUCGAAACCAUCGUCUUCAGUGGUGACAAGGUCGAGGAAGUCUAUGAGGCUCUCAACAAGAAUAUCCUCCAAGGUGGAAAUCAGGCUGUGGACGUCGCUGAGUGGACUUACUGGAUGAACGAUGCAACGUUCGAUACUGAGAAGCCGGUUAUCGUUAUCUACCUCGUUCAAGAAGGUGUCACUGCCGUUGAUGCCAAAUAUACCACCCCUUUCCACGACAUCGGUCCCCUCGCUGCCACACCUCAGGCCGGUACCUAUAAGGAUCUCGCAAAGUGGACUGGUAUCGCUCUUGACUCACCUCCAUGCCAAGACUUUGGCUUCAAUAACCCCCGCUUUCCCAUCUACAUAUCUACUUACAACGUCACUGCACAGCGAAAGGCUUGGGACCUCUACGCUUCAGCUAUCUCUGGUGAUGACAACCCAUACUACAACUCCAUCUUCAUGUUCGAAGACUACGCCAGUGCCGCUGUGCGCGAGCGUAGCAACGAUGCUACCGCAUACGGCUUCCGUAACGAGCGCAUUCUUGCCGCGCCACUCAUUAUCUACAACUCUACUGGCAAGGCACAGGACGAUGCUGUCAAGGUGCUUGGCACACAACUUCGUGACCUCAUCCGUGAGGGCACAGGAUCGGAGGAGCUACAUACUUAUGUCAACUAUGCGUAUGGUAACGAGGGACCGGAGAGUUGGUAUGGUUAUGAGAGUUGGAGGCAGGAGAAGCUCAAGGCGCUCAAGAAGAAGUAUGAUCCCAAGGGCCAGUUUAGCUUCUACGCGCCCAUCGCAUAA
Molecule: messenger RNA, 1536 nt
Organism: Alternaria atra
Lineage: Eukaryota; Fungi; Ascomycota; Dothideomycetes; Pleosporales; Pleosporaceae
Exons: 4
Coding region: 1-1536 (511 amino acids)
Molecular function (GO): FAD binding
Source: RefSeq, a predicted model, not a curated record